Physella acuta is the source of this 627-nucleotide messenger RNA. Its product is annotated as phospholipase A and acyltransferase 3-like. Gene Ontology annotation, biological process: N-acylphosphatidylethanolamine metabolic process. Gene Ontology annotation, molecular function: glycerophospholipid phospholipase A1 activity; A2-type glycerophospholipase activity. The record is from RefSeq and is a predicted model, not a curated record. Gene Ontology annotation, cellular component: cytoplasm. Lineage: Eukaryota; Metazoa; Mollusca; Gastropoda; Physidae.
UAACAAAAAAAUUACAAUGUGUAAAAAUAUGUGUUUUCUAAUUAAGGAGAUGGAAGCGUGAUUCACCUAACGGCAGAAAGCAUCAUUGGGAUGUUUCUUUCAGCGUUUGGUCUAUUGAAGCUGUUUGCUGUUGUAAAAAGCGACGAUUUCUUAUACGUUGCUGGCAACAGCAAGGCUGAGCUUGCUAAUUGGGACGAAGCAGUACCUAAUGACCCUAGUGAAACGAUCGAAAGAGCUAAAGCCAAAAUUGGUUCAAGUAAAUACAGUAUCGUAAAUUACAACUGCGAACAUUUCGCGAACGAAGUCAAGUACAAUAGACCCGUUAGCAAACAGGCUAGAAGAUCAUUUCUUCACCUGCUUCCGCAUGCUCAUGCAUUUGUACUUGUACUGAUUUAUUACUUAUGUUUGUACUCAUGGGGUAAAGAUUUGAUGUUCAACAUUUUUUGGGGUAUUUUUUGUGAAGAGGAUUGAUUACACAAUUAUCUUUUUUAAAUUGUUAUACAUAUGUCUAGUUAACAGUUAUCAUUUGAAAAAUAUUCAUGCUAUAUUUUGUACCAAAGGUGUUCAUAAAAAUCAAAAUUGUAUUUGUAUUUGAUAUAUUUAUAUUUCUGUAAUGAAAUAAGCCAU